Fulvia fulva is the source of this 282-nucleotide messenger RNA. RefSeq lists its product as uncharacterized. Lineage: Eukaryota; Fungi; Ascomycota; Dothideomycetes; Mycosphaerellales; Mycosphaerellaceae. The coding region runs from base 1 to 282 and encodes 93 amino acids. The transcript has 2 exons. The record is from RefSeq and is a predicted model, not a curated record.
AUGGCAGCGAUCAUGGUCACAGUACUGAGCAUGUGUCUGUUCAAGGGACUGGCAUUUAGGCGCUUUGAUCAGAAAUGCAAGCAGGUCUCGAUUGUUUUGCAUUUUGGCACGCAGGUUCGCCAAGGCCCCUCGUUCGAGUCUCGUGUUGAUAUUUCCGAAUAUUUCGGAAGCUCGCUGACAUAUCUCGGACAUAAUAAGAUGAUCAUCGAGAACAGAACAGCCAUUCCUUUUGCCCGUAUGAUGAUCUUGACCGACACGCGCGCAAAAUUGAAGCAGUAUUGA